Klebsormidium nitens is the source of this 1055-nucleotide messenger RNA. The record is from the annotation of a GenBank genome assembly. NCBI's taxonomy places the organism in Eukaryota, Viridiplantae, Streptophyta, Klebsormidiophyceae, Klebsormidiales, Klebsormidiaceae.
UUGACCAAGGACUCCAGCUAGAGCUUGAUGAGGAGGGCGCCUGAUUACUCACAGGUACCUGGCCUGAGGACUCAAAGCAAGCUUGCUUGUUCAGAAGGCAAGGGUUGCAGCUUCAUGUGAUGUGUGAUGUUGGUAAAGCAAGCGAACGUUUCAGACCUGGUGAGACUAACUUGUUUCGAAGGGCUGGGGAACGGUGUCUAAUCUUAAGAAGCAGCUCCUCGUGCAACUUCGCGAAUGCAGGAGCCAAGCGGGUCGGUUAUGUUAGGUGGAAGUAGAAGAUAGAAAAUCGAAAAAUAUUGUGCUCAAUUGAGGAUAUGGAUCCCCCAAAGUUUGAUCCAGGGGCACUAGAGGCGCCACCAACGACACAAGUUCGCAAGGACCUCGGAUUCUGGAAGCGCUUCUUCCGCCAGAAGGAGGCGGUGACUGGCCUAGUUCUGACCAGCGCGUGCCUCUUCCUGUCGCUUCGAAUCAUGAACGACAAGAAGCGCAUCGAAGCUGGGACAGCAGAAUGGGAGAAGGUGAACAAAGAAGUGGAGAGUAGGAGGGAGGAGAGUGCGCGGUUAGCGGAGGAGAACAGGGGGCUGCGCACUGCUUUGGACGGGUUGAGAGAGCGGGUUUUGAAUGAAGUGAGGAUGAAUGGGCGGAAGCUGCCACCAUUGGAAGCGCGGGUCGGAACAGUGUUUGCAGAAGCGGAGUCAAAGUCACAGGUCGCGGUGCCGGAAGGGAGAGAAACAGAAAAUACGGGUCAAGAAAGCAGACAGCUCACGAAGUCGAAGAAGGGGUUCUUUGUCUGAUCUACAAGCUUGAUCCACACAAGAAGACUGUUGACACCAAGAUGGACGUGUCAGUUCCUUCUACCAACGAAAUGGUGGCUCGUGCGCUUGAAGAACGGAAUCUAAGCGCAACAUGAGCUUCUCGGUUUUUCCAAGUAUUGGAUAGAAACAGGCUACAAGGCGCUUGGACAGCUUCAACAGUCCACUAGGUACUGUGUGGAACAAUGCAAAGCUUUGCGUGCCAAAAUGCCUUCGCUACGGUGAGAAUUCCACAUCCUACCA